Messenger RNA from Chara braunii, 847 nucleotides. The record is from the annotation of a GenBank genome assembly. Lineage: Eukaryota; Viridiplantae; Streptophyta; Charophyceae; Charales; Characeae.
AGCAGGUCAGGCUGAGGACCACAGCGCGAUACGAACCCACAACCAAGAAAAUCCUUUUAUAAGUGUGGAGAACUCGACCACUUUCCCAACAUGUGCGUAGAGUACUGGCAGACCAAGGCGCGUGACAUUUCUUUUGUUCCGCCUCCACCUCCUGGCCAAUGAUCGAUAAAUGGGAGGACAAUGGCGAUCGGAAACCUAGGGAUAGAGUCACUCCGUGGAAAUACAAUUCCUCAGACGGAGAACAAAGAGACCUAUGCAAUGAUGCGCGAAUACUUUGCGGCAAUGGCUUGUGAGCGGAGGGUGAGAUUGGAGAGGGAAGCACGGAAAGUGGAGCUGAGGAGGGAGGAGGAGGCGAGAACUGAGCGAGAACAUCGGCGUAAGCAGAUGCUACUCGAGAGGAGGCAGUAUGAAAAAGACUGUGAUGAACGAUUGUUGAGAAGGAUCCGUGACAAAUUUAGAGGAAACGAAGAUAGCGAGGGAGAACGGAAGAAUGUAAAGUCGAGAAAAAACACGAUUAGCCGUAAUGAAUACGGAGAGACGAAGGAAAAGGAGAAAAAACGGUUGUUACGGAUGAUUGCUAGUCUGGAACGAGUAGGCGAGGAGGAGGAGGAUGGCGAGGAGUUAGUAGAGCUAAGAAGAAGGGCGGCAACUUUGAGGCUCGCCAUGGAGAAGAGGAAACACCUAGUAGUUGAAUCACCCAUGGGGAACAUCCCUCUGAUGGUGACUCCAACCAAAGGGCAACGGACUAGUCUGUCGAAAGAAGCAAAGACGAGAAUCGAGAAGAUCCGAUAAGUCGAUCCAGGCAAGCAGCUGGGUCCUCAUUAGUGAAUAAAAAUAUUAUAGCCUC